AUGUCUGAUAUAAUCAAGCAAUAUGAACAAAAACUAUCAGAGUUGACAUUCAAUAAUGGACCAAUUAUAACAAAUUUAACUCAAAUAGCAAAACAACAUCCAGAAGUAGCAGAUCAAAUAAUGGAUUUAAUUACAGAAAGAAUAUUUAAAGUACUACCUGAACAAAAAUUAUAUACAUUAUAUGUAUUGGAUGAUAUAUGUAAAACUGUGGGCAAUCCAUAUAAUAUAUUAAUUGGGGAUGAAUUAUAUAAUAUUUUUAUACAUGUUUUCCAAUUGAAUAAUGAUUUUAUAAGAAAUAAAUUGGUUAGAAUUUAUGAUACUUGGAAGACAUUUACUGUCAAAAAUACAAAUGAACGAGUAUUUUCAGAUGAUCAGAUUAGUAAAAUAGGUACUUUUUUGAAAAAAGCAGGAUAUCCUAAACAAAUAACUUCAGAACCAUCAACACCACAACUAAAACAAACUGGACUACCAGCAAAACCAAAUGUAUCGUUACAACAAUCAUUAAUCAAUGAUAUUGAUAACCUUAUACCAUUGUUUGAAAAACAACUCAGAACCGAUAUGAUGAAUGAAAAAUUACAAGAAAGAUUUAAAGCAUUAAAUAGUCUAAAAAUAAUGUUAACGAAUCAAGAAAUGAAAUUAGCAGAAUUAGAAGCAAUAAAAUCUCAUAUAGUUAAUAUACAAAUACAAUCAACACCAGAAACACCAGUAGCAGAAACACCCAAAACUUCAACAGCAACUCCACAACCUAAAAUAAAUCCAGCUUUUCAGAUAUUUAAUGAUUUAAUAUUGUCUGGGUUAGUCAAGAAAGAACAAGAACCAAUACCUGGAUCACAACCAACACAUACACUAGUAUUUCCCGAAAUUAAAUAUUCAUUAACUCAAAAUCAAACAGAAACUUCAUUAGAAGAUUUAUUGCUACAAAGUAGUUCAAUCCCAAGAUCAGAAUAUGAUAAAUUAAAAUUUGUUGAAUUAAUGAAAGUCUCAAAAGAAUCUUCAAAUGAUUUACAAGAUUUUAUAAAUAAUCAUAAACCAACACCAACAAUGACUGAUUUAUUAUAUGACGCAAAACCUUCAAAAUGUUCAAUAUGUGGUAAAAGAUUCACAACAGAUGCUGAAGGUACAAACAAUAAAAGAUUACAUUUAGAUUGGCAUUUUAGAAUGAAUAAAAAAAUAGGUGUUAAGGGAGCAAAUAUUCAAUCAAGAAAUUGGUACUUGGAUGAUUACGAAUGGGUUCACUUCAAAGAAGAUAAAUUAUUAGAUUCUGCUACUGAUACCACUGAACAAGAUCAAGAUCAAACCAUCACUGAAAUUCAAUACGUUGUUGUUCCACCAAAUGAUACAAAUAUGAAUAAUAGAUGUUUGAUAUGUCGAGAACAAGUUAAAGCUAAAUAUAAUGAUGAUAUUGGAGAAUGGGUUUGGUAUGAUUGUAUGAAACAACCAGGUGAAAAAAACGCAAGAAGAAUUGUUCAUGUAUCUUGUUUUAAUGACAAGAAAAGAUCAGCUGAAUCAGAUUUAAAUAAUCCAAAAAUCAAAAGAGAAAAAAAUUAA
Lodderomyces jiufengensis is the source of this 1548-nucleotide messenger RNA. RefSeq names its product CTD-interacting domain-containing protein. The transcript has a single exon. Gene Ontology annotation, molecular function: RNA polymerase II complex binding; mRNA binding. Gene Ontology annotation, biological process: termination of RNA polymerase II transcription. Gene Ontology annotation, cellular component: mRNA cleavage factor complex; cytoplasm. NCBI's taxonomy places the organism in Eukaryota, Fungi, Ascomycota, Pichiomycetes, Serinales, Debaryomycetaceae. The record is from RefSeq and is a predicted model, not a curated record. Bases 1 to 1548 code for a protein of 515 amino acids.